Molecule: messenger RNA, 3481 nt
Organism: Spirodela intermedia
Lineage: Eukaryota; Viridiplantae; Streptophyta; Magnoliopsida; Alismatales; Araceae
Source: the annotation of a GenBank genome assembly
AUGGAGGGAGAGGCGAUGGUCGGCGAGCUUUCGUCCUUCCGGGACUGCGGGAUCUACAGCCUGCCGGAGGGCUCCGGCGCCGUCUUCGUCGACCCCGUCCUCGUUCUCAGCAAGUCCUACGCUCGCCACCGGCUCCGGCGAUCCUCCUACUACGCCCGAUCGUUUCAGACUUCCCAGGGAGGAGCGAGAGGCGGCGCUGCGGCGGAGGAGCAGGUUGGGGAUACUUCCGGUGCCUCGGGGAAGAGGAAGCGGAAGAAGAAGGGGAAGCCGCGCGAUAUGAAUGAGCGGGAAAGAGCGGCGGAGCUGCGGCAUCAGGUGUGACCUGGGGAUUCGUAGACGACUUUUUUAUUUUACCUUUUGUUUUUCCUCUGAAUUUGGUGACGUGGAUUUUGGGCUGGCGUUUCCUUCGCCAGGAAGCGAGACCUUUCUUGGUGAAAGCGCACGAAUGUUUUCUUCAUGCGGCCGAGCUCUUGUCAGUUCUUCCCACUGUGACCAGAGAUGAUGGGUCAUCUCAAGUUGAAACAGAAGCUCCUCCACGUAACUUUAUCGAGCUCGGUAGCGUUUGGCAAGCUUCUCACUGGGAGAUUUCUUUAUGCUUGCCACCUCAGGGUAAGCUGUCGGGAUUGCGGGAGAAAGAAAGUUUAUGUUGCUGCGUUAGGAAUAUAAAUAAUUUGACCAUGGUUAUUAUCUCCUGCUGAUAGUGUUAGUGUCUUUUUAUUUGUGUUUGCGUGUGUGCGCGUGCGCACGCGCAAGAGGAAUUUGUUGGCACCUGCUAUUCAAUCUCCUGCCGGUCGACAACCAAGUAAUUCCGAUUUUAUUUGAACAGUUUUGUCAGGGCAAUGCUGAAGAAUCAUCAUAUUUAUCUUGUAUAGGCUUGCAAGGUGUGUUUCAAAGGCAUGUAAAUGUUUCUAUGGAGGGGGAGGGGUAGGGGGUUGUUCUGGUGUCUAGGUCAUUUUCAGGCCACUCUACUUUUCCCAUGCCUCUUCUUGACCUUUUAUUUAUUAAUUAUAAGCCUCCUCACGCCAUGAGGACUAGUGAACACUUGUCCCCUUCUUUUGGGGAUUCAAAUUAUUUUGCCUUUUCUCAGAUCUUUCAGAUUCUUGGGAGUUGGGAUUCAGUGUUUCCUGCAGGAUUGCAUGGGUUAUAUUGUGCCCUUCCUCUGGGGAUUUAAAAAAUCUCAUGCACUGUUCUCCGCUCUUUCAGAUACUUGGGGUGUAGGGAUUCACUGCUGGGUGCUGGAUUGUAUGUGAUAGAUUGUCCCUUCUUCUGCGGAUUAAAAAAUGUCGUGCCUUCUUCCCAUCUCCACCGGAUGAUUGGGAUUUGGAAUUCACUGUUGCCUCUAGGAUUAUGUGCAACAAUGAGCAGUGCCUUUUUUUUUUUACAAUCACGACAUCCAGCCUGUUUAAACUGCAUUAUUACCCACCUCUGAAAUUUUUGAUCAGUGGAAUUUAGUUAUGAAAUUGAAUCCCACUGCUGUAUGUUAUAAGAAAAGUUGAUGCAUUUCUUUGGCAGGUACUCAAUCUUGUUCCAAUCUAUGUGCUGUGAGGACUGUGAUGCCGCUGUUUGACAACCCUGUUGCUAAUGAGACAGAUGAUGAUUUAGAUGCUGAAUUUCUUAACAGCCGUUACAUAUUACCUAGUAAAAGCUGCCUUCACAUGGUAGGAAUCUUUGUUAUUUUCCAUUCUCUUUGUUUGCAUCAACUAAUCUUCUGAAUAAUAUUUUAUCUUUUUGGUUUCUUAAACCUUUUUCUUGUUCGCUCUUCCGUUUGUACAUAGCCUUCCCUCCUUUAUUCAAUGAGUUUUCUCCAUGAUAUUUUUCUAGAAAAAUUAAUUUUCCACGUAGGUGGAAUCUAGAUGCGCUGAUUCCAUGCAUCAAUGCGGAGUACCUCACACCUAGUUUUUUUUUUCAACACAUGUUUGCUAUGAUGCGACGAAAGUCAGACUUAAGACGGAUUCAUGACCUUAUUCCUGGUAAUUCUGUAACCCAAAACCGAAGUGAUUUCUUUGAGGACCAUCUCACGCAUAACUCCGUUACCUCUGCAGCCCACUCUGAUUAUGGCUUCAAUCUAAUAGUUAUUGAUCCACCAUGGGAAAAUGCAAGCGCCUAUCAGAAAUCAUUGUAUGUGUCUCAACAAUUCUUUUUUUAUCUGCAUAUUUCCCAGUAUGUAUGGAUAGAUAACUGUCAGAAAUAAUAAUCGUCUUGGCUGCAGGUACCCAACUUUACCAAGUCGCUAUUUUCUCUACAUCCCUGUGCGGCAGCUCGCUCACACACAAGGAGCCCUUGUGGCUUUAUGGGUGACCAAUCGAGAAAAGCUGCGGAUUUUCGUCGAGAAAGAACUUUUCCCCGCCUGGGGUGUCACUGAUGUCUCCGUCUUCUACUGGUUGAAGGUGGAUCCAUUUUUCUGUUUUCUAGUUGGCCUGCACAUGCAUGAACUACUAAAGAUAGUUUUUUUUUGUUUUUCAAUUUUUAACUAUCAUGAUGUUAAGAAUCAGCGACAAGUGUCAUAAUCUCAAUUUUUUUAGUGGAAUGUUUAGAAAAUUAACUGCACUGCCAUAGGACGAACACCACAGUGUUCUCUCAUCCCUACACAGACCAUGGUCCUAUAUUCCUCUUCAUUUUCUAUCCCCAAUCUUCAGGGGAUCUUGGUUUUUUUGGUUAUGAUGAUUAGAUUGCACAUUGGAUAUUAUACAGGUGAAGGAUGAUGGUUCCUUGAUUGGCGACCUGGACUUAUUUCAUCACAGACCAUAUGAAUGCCUUGUUCUUGGCUAUAUUAACAGCAAGGUUAUGAUUCAGACUCUUGUGCCUAGUCUCAGGGCUUUAGACUCUUCAAUCUUACAUGUUCUACUAAACUUCGUGGGGUUAAGUACUGCUUAUUACUCUUUUCCCAUGUUCUUGCUCUCUUGUUUUUCAUUUCCAUUUCCGUUUCAGGAAAUCUGCUCUGGAUGUGACGUAAGUUAUACACUCCCACAGAGUAAUCAAGUUAUCAUCAGCAUUCCCAGCGCCUACUCUAGAAAGCCCCCACUUGGAAGUAUCCAUAAUUUAAUAUUAAAUCUUGAAAAUCUCCCCAUGUCGAAAUGUUAACUCAUGGGCAUGAUCCCCUGUAACGUUAAAUCUUGAUCCGCUCUUUUGAUUUUCUUUGACAACAGACCCGUGCGAUUUUCCUGAUUAUGACCUCUUUUUUUUCCUGCAAUAACUACAUCUUUGACAGAUAAUUGCCCACGAGUUUUUGGUAAUUAAUAUCAUUCAUUUCCAAUAAUUAUAGCCUCGUCAAGCAAUUACUCUAGUAUUUAUCGUCUGUUUUAUCUUGGGGAUCUCAAUCCUUGACGAAGGCAAAGAAUUGUUGUCCGAGUAUGUGCCAGGGCCCAGACCUGGAAAGUUUGUGGAGCUCUUCGCGAGGGAGCUGCAGUCGGGGUGGACAUGUUGGGGGAAUGAGCCCCUUUGCUUCCAAGAUGCUAGGUAUUUUGUGAAAGUUCGCCAAUGA